Molecule: messenger RNA, 8838 nt
Organism: Alligator sinensis (Chinese alligator)
Lineage: Eukaryota; Metazoa; Chordata; Crocodylia; Alligatoridae
Product: myosin-7B
Exons: 45
Coding region: 192-6158 (1988 amino acids)
Cellular component (GO): myosin complex
Molecular function (GO): ATP binding; actin filament binding; cytoskeletal motor activity
Source: RefSeq, a predicted model, not a curated record
ACCAAUGGAGUUGUGUGGACAUGACACAUGGGAAUUUCUGACAUAUCUCUUCCCACUCUGACCUUGACAGACACAAUAAAAAGGGGCUUCACUGCACACACACAGCCACUCAGUCCUAAAACCAAGUGCUCUGGAGGCUUUGGUUCAACUCUUUUUGCUGCUGCCAAACUUUUUUCUUUCUACCAGGCAAGAUGUCUAUGUUAGAUAUGACCGAGUUUGGGGAGGCUGCUGAAUACCUCCGGAAAAGCUACACAGAGCAACUGAAGCUUCAAACCAUCCCAUUUGAUGGAAAGAAGCGAGCGUGGAUACCAGAUGAGAAGGAAGCCUACCUUGAGAUUGAAAUCAAAGAAUCCUCUGGUGGCAAAGUCAUCGUGGAAACCAAAGAUAAGCAAACUCGUGUUGUCAAGGAGGAUGACAUGCAGCAGAUGAAUCCUCCCAAGUUUGAUAUGAUAGAAGACAUGGCUAUGCUGACUCACCUAAACGAGGCCUCUGUGCUGUACAACUUAAAGCGCCGCUAUUCCCACUGGAUGAUCUAUACCUAUUCAGGAUUAUUCUGCGUCACUAUAAACCCAUAUAAGUGGCUUCCAGUCUACACUGCCCCUGUGGUAGCAGUCUACAAGGGAAAGCGGAGGUCUGAGGUCCCACCCCACAUCUACUCCAUUGCAGACAAUGCCUACAAUGACAUGUUGCGCAAUCGUGAGAACCAGUCAAUGCUCAUCACCGGAGAAUCUGGUGCUGGUAAGACUGUAAACACCAAGAGGGUUAUUCAGUACUUUGCCAUUGUCGCAGCCUUGGGCGACACACCAGGCAAGAAAACACAAGCUCCUGCCACUAAAACUGGGGGAACCCUUGAAGAUCAAGUCAUUGAGGCUAAUCCAGCUAUGGAAGCCUUUGGCAAUGCCAAAACCUUGAGAAAUGACAACUCUUCACGCUUUGGCAAGUUCAUCCGAAUCCAUUUUGGCCCCUCUGGGAAGCUGGCCUCUGCUGAUAUUGACAUAUACUUGCUGGAAAAAUCAAGAGUGAUUUUCCAGCAACCUGGAGAGAGAAGCUACCACAUCUACUACCAGAUCCUAUCUGGGAAGAAACCAGAGCUCCAAGACAUGCUGCUGCUCUCUCUCAACCCCUAUGACUACCACUUCUGUUCACAAGGUGUAACAACUGUGGACAACCUGGAUGAUGGCGAGGAACUCAUGGCUACAGAUCAUGCCAUGGAUAUCUUGGGCUUCAGCAAUGAUGAGAAGUAUGGCUGCUAUAAAAUAGUGGGAGCCAUCAUGCACUUUGGCAACAUGAAGUUCAAGCAGAAGCAGAGGGAGGAGCAGGCUGAAGCUGAUGGCACUGAAAGUGCUGACAAGGCUGCCUAUCUCAUGGGAAUCAGCUCAGCUGAUCUCAUCAAAGGGCUACUCCAUCCCAGAGUGAAAGUAGGAAAUGAGUAUGUGACCAAAGGUCAGAAUGUUGAACAGGUGGUGUAUGCAGUCGGGGCCUUGGCAAAAGCCACCUAUGAUCGUAUGUUUAAGUGGCUGGUGACUCGUAUCAACAGAACCCUAGACACCAAGCUGGCCAGGCAAUUCUUCAUUGGAGUGCUGGACAUUGCAGGCUUUGAGAUCUUUGAGUAUAACAGCUUUGAGCAGCUGUGCAUCAAUUUCACCAAUGAGAAACUGCAGCAGUUCUUCAACCACCACAUGUUUGUUCUGGAGCAAGAAGAAUACAAAAAGGAAGGCAUUGAGUGGGUCUUCAUUGACUUUGGCCUGGAUUUGCAAGCCUGCAUUGAUCUGAUUGAGAAGCCCCUGGGAAUCCUUUCCAUCCUGGAGGAGGAGUGCAUGUUCCCCAAAGCCUCUGACAUGUCCUUCAAAGCCAAGCUGUAUGACAACCACAUUGGAAAAUCGCCCAACUUCCAAAAGCCGCGGCCAGAUAAAAAGCGCAAAUAUGAGGCUCAUUUUGAACUGGUGCACUACGCUGGAGUGGUACCUUACAAUAUCAUUGGAUGGCUGGAUAAGAAUAAAGACCCCCUGAAUGAGACAGUGGUGGCUAUCUUCCAGAAAUCCCAGAACAAGCUUCUGUCUGCUGUAUAUGAGAAUUAUGUGAGUGCCACUUCAGAAGAUCCACCCAAGUCAGGAAUCAAGGAGAAGCGGAAGAAGGCAGCUUCCUUCCAAACUGUCUCUCAGCUGCACAAGGAGAACCUCAACAAGCUGAUGACUAACCUGCGUGCCACCCAGCCUCACUUUGUCCGCUGCAUCAUCCCCAAUGAAACUAAGACCCCAGGAGCCAUGGACCCCUUCCUGGUGCUGCACCAGCUGCGGUGUAAUGGUGUGCUGGAGGGCAUUCGGAUUUGCCGCAAAGGAUUCCCAAACAGAAUCCUCUAUGCUGAUUUCAAGCAACGCUAUCGUAUCCUGAAUCCUGCUGCUAUUCCUGAUGACAAGUUUGUGGACAGCAGAAAGGCCACAGAGAAACUGCUGAGCUCCUUGGAUCUGGACCACACACAGUUCAAAUUUGGUCACACUAAGGUGUUUUUCAAAGCUGGCUUGCUGGGCCAUUUAGAGGAGAUGCGAGAUGAGCGACUGGCCAAAAUCCUGACAAUGCUGCAGGCCAGAAUCCGUGGGCGGCUGAUGCGUAUUGAGUAUCAGAAGAUCAUCAGCAGGAGGGAUGCACUCUAUACCAUCCAGUGGAACAUUCGUGCUUUCAAUGUUGUUAAGAAUUGGUCCUGGAUGAAGCUCUUCUUCAAGAUCAAGCCCCUGCUCAGGUCAGCUCAGACGGAGAAGGAAAUGGCUACCAUGAAGGAGGAGUUCCAGAAGCUGAAGGAGGCUUUGGAGAAGUCAGAGGCUAAGAGGAAGGAGCUAGAAGAGAAACAAGUCACCAUGAUUCAGGAGAAGAAUGACCUGGCUCUCCAGCUCCAGGCUGAGCAAGACAACCUGGCUGAUGCAGAAGAGCGCUGUGACCUGCUGAUCAAAGCCAAGAUACAGCUGGAGGCCAAGGUGAAAGAGCUGACAGAGCGUGUGGAGGAUGAGGAGGAGAUAAAUUCAGAUCUGACCUCCAAGAAACGCAAGCUGGAAGAUGAAUGUGCUGAAUUGAAAAAGGACAUUGAUGACCUAGAGAUCACACUGGCAAAGGUGGAAAAGGAGAAGCAUGCCACAGAGAACAAGGUUAAAAACCUGAUUGAAGAAAUGGCUGCUCUAGAUGAGGUCAUUGCCAAGCUUACCAAAGAAAAGAAAGCACUGCAGGAGGCACAUCAACAGGCCCUAGAUGAUUUGCAGGCUGAGGAGGACAAGGUCAACACCCUGACCAAGGCCAAAGUCAAACUGGAGCAGCAAGUGGAUGAUCUGGAAAGUUCCCUUGAACAAGAGAAGAAGAUAAGGAUGGACCUGGAACGAGCAAAGCGCAAGCUGGAAGGGGACCUGAAGCUGACACAGGAGUCAGUGAUGGAUUUGGAAAAUGACAAGCAGCAACUGGAGGAGAAACUCAAAAAGAAGGACUUUGAAAUGAACCAGUUAAACUCAAGGAUUGAAGAUCAGCAGGUGCUUGAGGCACAGCUGCAAAAGAAAAUCAAAGAGCUCCAGGCCCGUAUUGAGGAGUUGGAGGAGGAGCUGGAGGCUGAGAGAGCUGCCAGAGCCAAGGUAGAGAAGCAGCGUGCAGAAGUGGCCCGAGAGUUGGAGGAGCUGAGUGAGCGGCUGGAGGAGGCUGGUGGUGCCACAGCCAUCCAGCUGGAAAUGAAUAAGAAGCGGGAGGCCGAGUUCCUGAAGCUGCGCCGGGACCUGGAGGAGGCAACGCUGCAGCAUGAAUCAACGGCUGCAGCCCUGCGCAAGAAGCACGCUGACUCGGUAGCUGAGCUGAGUGAGCAGAUCGACAACCUUCAACGAGUCAAGCAGAAGCUGGAGAAAGAGAAGAGUGAGAUGAAGAUGGAAGUGGAUGACCUAUCCUCCAACAUUGAGUACCUCACCAAGAACAAGGCAAAUGCUGAAAAGCUGUGCCGAACCUAUGAGGACCAGCUGAAUGAAGCCAAGUCCAAAGUGGAUGAGCUGCAGCGGCAGCUGGCUGACGUGAGCACCCAGCGAGCCAGGCUGCAGACAGAGAGUGGGGAGCUGAGCCGGCUCCUGGAGGAAAAGGAGUCUUUUAUCAACCAGUUGACCCGUGGGAAGACCUCAUUUACACAGAUGAUUGAGGAGCUCAAGAGGCAGCUAGAAGAAGAGACCAAGUCCAAAAAUGCCUUGGCGCAUGCCCUGCAAGCAUCUCGCCAUGACUGUGACCUCCUGCGGGAACAGUAUGAGGAAGAGGUAGAAGCCAAGAGUGAGCUCCAGAGGUCCCUGUCAAAGGCCAACGCUGAGGUGGCCCAAUGGAGAACCAAGUAUGAGACGGAUGCCAUUCAAAGGACAGAAGAGCUAGAGGAAGCAAAAAAGAAGCUGGCCAUCAGGCUGCAGGAGGCAGAGGAGGCUGUGGAGGCUGCACAUGCCAAGUGCUCCUCCCUAGAGAAGACUAAGCACCGGCUGCAGACGGAGAUUGAGGACCUGUCCAUUGACUUGGAGAGAGCCAACUCUGCAGCUGCUGCCCUGGACAAAAAGCAGCGCAACUUUGACAGGAUUAUUGCUGAGUGGAAACAGAAGUAUGAAGAGACCCAGGCAGAGCUGGAGGCCUCCCAGAAAGAGUCUCGUAGCCUAAGCACCGAACUGUUCAAGCUCAAGAAUGCCUAUGAGGAGUCCCUGGACAACUUGGAGACCCUCAAACGAGAGAACAAAAACCUGCAAGAGGAGAUUGCUGACUUGACAGAUCAGAUCAGCAUGAGUGGCAAGACCAUCCAUGAGCUGGAGAAGCUGAAAAAGACCCUGGAGUGUGAGAAGAGUGAGAUCCAGGCUGCCUUGGAGGAGGCUGAGGGGGCACUGGAACAUGAAGAGAGCAAGACCCUGCGAAUCCAGUUGGAGUUGAACCAGGUCAAGGCUGAUGUGGACAGGAAACUAGCAGAGAAGGAUGAGGAAUUUGAGAACCUGAGGCGUAACCACCAGCGUGCCAUGGAUUCCAUGCAGGCCACGCUGGAUGCAGAGGCUAAAGCUAGGAAUGAGGCCAUCAGGCUGAGGAAGAAGAUGGAGGGAGACCUGAAUGAGAUGGAGAUACAGCUGAGCCAUGCCAACCGCCAGGCUGCUGAGGCCCAGAAGAUGGUUCGGCAGCUCCAGUCUCAAAUCAAAGACCUGCAGAUUGAACUGGAUGACACCAUGCGCCAUAAUGACGACCUCAAGGAGCAGGCAGCAGCCCUAGAGAGGCGCAACAACCUGCUGCUGGCAGAGGUGGAGGAGCUGCGGGCAGCACUGGAGCAAGCUGAGCGGGGCAGGAAGCUGGCUGAGCAGGAACUGCUGGAGGCUACUGAGAGAGUGAAUCUGCUUCAUUCACAGAACACAGGCCUGAUUAACCAGAAGAAGAAGAUGGAGGCAGACAUUGCCCAACUCACCACAGAGGUGGAAGAGGCUGUGCAGGAAUGUCGCAAUGCAGAGGAGAAGGCCAAGAAAGCAAUCACAGAUGCAGCCAUGAUGGCAGAGGAACUGAAGAAGGAGCAGGACACAAGUGCCCACCUGGAGCGGAUGAAGAAGAACAUGGAACAGACCAUCAAGGACCUGCAGAUGCGCCUGGAUGAGGCUGAGCAGAUUGCCCUCAAAGGAGGCAAGAAGCAGAUCCAGAAGCUGGAGGCCAGAGUGAGGGAGCUGGAGGGGGAGCUGGACACUGAGCAGAAGAAGACAGCUGAGGCCCAGAAAGGCAUCCGCAAGUAUGAGAGGAGGAUCAAGGAGCUGACCUACCAGACUGAGGAGGACAGAAAGAACCUGGCCCGGAUGCAGGACCUGAUUGACAAACUACAGACCAAAGUCAAGAGCUACAAGCGCCAGUAUGAGGAGGCAGAGCAGCAGGCUAAUUCCAACCUGGUGAAAUACCGCAAGGUACAGCAUGAACUGGAUGAUGCAGAGGAGCGAGCUGACAUUGCUGAGACGCAGGUCAACAAGCUGCGUGCCCGCAGCAGGGAGGUGGUCAUCACAUCGAAGGUACUGAAGACUGCAAGCUUAGAUAUUGGUGUUAGGCUUCCAGACAUAAGCAGCGUUGUAAAUACAUCUUCAGAUGGGAAGUAUCCACAGAAAGGACAGCAGCAGAAGCAGAGACGUCCAAGUAGAACACCACAGUCAAACAGAUGAUGGCCAAAGAGAUUUUGAUGCUGAUGAGACAGUAUUUCCAACACAGAACAAAUACCCCCUCCUCUGACCAGACAACAGAAGAGCACAUGGGAUCUCCAGUUCAAGAAAUAGGACAAUGCUGCGUUAGACCCUACAACAAUCCUACUAAAUAUGCUUUGAGACUGACAGGAAGGGGAUGGGUAAAUUCCAUAGCCAAAUACCUACAAAACAGAGACAGUACAAUGAAGAAACAAGAUCCCUGAUGUGUGUGCUGUCGUGUCACAGGUAAUCAUUAGCCAACCCCAUUAAAGUUCUGCAGGCCAACAGAGCACCUGCAAGUUCAUCUGCUACUUCAUAUGCAGGCAAGUUAAAAUUAUCCAGGAGACUUAACCAGAUCUUUUCCAGGGAAUCCCUAAGUGUGUUCCUCUUUCUGAAUGCCUAACUUAACAUGUUGAUGUGUAGUAUGCAAAACUGUUGCUGUCAAGCUCAGUAACUGAACUCCAAGGAUGUCAUGCUUUAAACAGGAAGCACUAACACAGUACACUACAAAAAUAUCAAGUAUCUCUAAAUGGGCACCAUAUUUGUUUACUUCUAAUCUUAACUUUUAUGUACUUUAGUUCAACAUCUAUGAAGUGGGGUUACCACCUAGUCACCCUACCGGGGUGCUGUGAGAAACUGAGCAACUCGUAAAUGAAUGGGACUAGGUGAGGCACAACACAGAAGGGGGGCAUGAGAAACCCGUACAUAGCUUUGGCCCCUGCCAGACAUGGGUAAAGAUGCGAAGGGAUCUGAUGCGUGAUUCACAAUCAUGCUUCCUGUCACGGCACACAUGCAUGGCAGGAGAUGCAAUUGUGAGAUCAUACAUCAUAUCCCAUCACACCUUAAUGCUGGUGCAGGGGGAACCCACGAUCACAAUCCCAGGUUCCCCCUGCACUGCCAAGUAGCAAGCUCCCAUCGCUGGGACCCCAGGCCUCCUAGCUGUUGGGGCACACCUGACCAAAUGUUCAAUUAAUGGAGCAACAGAAAGAAGCUAAAAAGUUAUUAGACUUUUUUGGGGAAUAAUUGUGUGGCUUAUUCCUUGUUUUAUCACACCAUUAUUUGAUUGUGCAGCCAGGUCACAAUUUAAGACGUGAUUAACUGGUUAAACUCCUCUUAAGUGUGACAUGGGGUAGGGGUCUUUGGAAUACAGUCUACACUGGAAAAUAAAUACAGUCUAGUGUUAAGCCACUGACAGAACACAGAGUGGUGUGGUGGGGGGCAGGGGGGAAGGGAGGAAUAAGAAAUAGAUGUUAAGUCACUCCUAUAUCAAAUGGGGUAGGGAUCCAGUGGAAAAAAUAGCAUGUGAUCAUGUAGUUUAAGACUUCUUAUGCAUAUAUGUUAGGAUAAAUUAAUGCUGGCAUUUUGUAAUAUUUAGGUAGGUGACUGUGUGACCUUAAUAUUAAAAUGGUGUGGGAAAUUGCCUAGGAUUUUUAGAAACAGGGGAGGGGGGAUUCCAUCAUGUGACCUCCAGACCUCACAAUGAUCAUCAAGAAGGUUGGAACCUCAGGUUCACCAUACAGACUUCUCCCACUUGAACUGACAGAGCAGUAGACUGCACCACGAAGGAGGAUGGAACAGUCUGUCAAUGCAUUUUGUUCUGCUGACAGCAGAGCAGUGGCAAGACUUAGGAAGCAUUCUUCAGUGGGCACAGACUCCAGUGACUACCAUCCUCCAAACCUAAUGCUUUCUGCCUCAUUCCCUCAAACAUACCGCUAUCUCCUGUCUCUUCCAACCCCAAUUCCUUGGUUCUGUUCUCACCCCAGCUCAUCUGAUCCGUCUCCUCCACUUACCUUUUCCUGUCCCGUUUCCCUCCUGCUCCUCAGUCCCAAUCUCUCUGCCAACCCAAAAUCAAGCAUUGCCCAACUUCUAUAUCAGUCUUCCUAAUCAAAUCUAUUCUGACCACAAGUUGAGUGGGAGCCCCUCUUUUCCUUUCUGCAUUCGAAUCAGGUUGAUUCCCCUUCUGUGCUGCAUGGGCCUGGAAGAGGGUCAGUGAGACCACAGGUAAGAGAUUCCUGAACCUAGCACUGUCCAUAGAAGCCUGGAACUUGAACUGCAGUUGCAAGGAAUGUCCUGAGAAUCUCAAGUUGGUGCAAGCCCAGUGUAAAUGGCAACCUUAAGGAUGAUAGCAGUUAGAAAACUGAGCACACCCAAAGUUAUGAGUCAGGGCUGUUGGAGUCAAUAAUGACUCCAAGAUCCUUUUCUGCCUCUGUGCUCUCAAGAAGGGAGUUUCCCAUCUUAUGUCAACUUAGCAAAAAUGUCAAUUUAGCCAAAAUGACCCAAUCAGGGUCAUAUUUGCUCAUGGUUCUUAGUCCAUUUCUUAUUAGGUGCUGGGAAGCCUGGAUUACUGGUAAUAUGGGGAGAGAGGGAGAAAGGAAGGGAUGUCUGCUUGUCAAGUUUCCAUGUGUUUAUAUUUCCAUUUAGAAGAGACAUCUCUGUGGGUACUGUAUUUGGUGAAAGCUUAAUUAAAAAAAUACAUGCUAUUUUUAAGCAGCCUUUGAGCAUUCACCUGUUUCACUUAUACUUUAAAGUAAUUUAACUGAAGAACAUGCUUUAAAAGAUGGUAUUGUUGGUCUAAUAAAAGGUAGCAUCUCUACUACAAGUCCUGAUUGCCUUUUCCUCUAGACCAAUAUGGCUACGAUUUGGAUACCUGACACAUGAAAGA